GCGAGUUCUUGCUGUCAGCUAUUUUCGCCUUCUGUCAAAAUAAGAUAAAGCUGCUGAAAUGGAAUCGUAACAUUAGUGGCCACAGUUUCAAUGUAUGACCAAUAGCAGUUCCGACGAGCAACAUGAGUAAGACCAACGAUAAAACCGCAGACAAGCAGAAUGGUGAUAAGACGCAGGACAUCUUUCCGCUCAACAUCAAGAUAAAGCAGGAGAAAACAACGAGCUACGAGGACUCGAGCAAAUCGGAAACGGUCGACAAACUGUCCAUUGACGUGAAUCUAAAAAACAUUUUCUCCACCACAAUCACCAGCAGCAGCAGUGGCACGGAGAAGGGCACUGAAAAGGUGGACGUGAAGCCCGCGAUAGAGCCACUGAAAUCGUCGAACGAAAUUCUCACAGAGCUAUUUCGAGUAUUCAAUGCUGCACCGCCGGAAAUCAUUGAAGAUGACUCGAACGAUGCAGUGGAACAGGAAAGGAAGAAGAAAAAGCACAAACACAAGAAGAAGAGCAAAAAGAAAAAGGGCAGCGGAAGUGAUUCGGCUGAGGAGCCGGGAGAGCAUGCCGUGGAGCAAGAUGGUGAGAAGCGGGUGAAGAAGAAGAAAGUCAAGAAGGAAAAGGACCGUGACCGGAAGCACGAAAAGCACAAGCGGAGUAAACACCGGACUGGCGAAACACUGCUGGUGACGGUGAAGCAGGAACCGUUGGAUGAUGUCGAGAAACCUGCGAAACAACGGGACGAUGGAAAGUUGAAAGAAAACGGUAAACCGAAGGAAGUGAAGUCGGAAGAAGCAAAACCACCGCUGAAGGGAAAGAUACAAAUCAAGAGUCUGAAGGAUAGCGCCAUAUUCAAGGAACUUGCCACUGGUUCUCAGCCUUUGCCGACGGAGCGUCACCAUGACCGGCAUCUCGAGCGGGACAAACCCUCAUCGCACCGGUCGUCCCGGGGCGAGCUACGCAAACGCAGGACGUCCGAGACCGAUUUCUCGCUGUCGGACGAUGAGGAAAACAAAAAGGGAAGGUACUAUGAUUUCUAUCAAAAGAAGUACAACUCUUUCUAUGCUGGAUUUGAGGAGGAAAAUGAACGAAAAAGGCACGACCGGAAGCGUGACCGGCACAGUGAGGAUCGUGCACGAAGGCACCGUUCGAAUACAUUUUCCCACUCGCGUUCCCGCUCUCGUUCUCGUUCACGCUCCCGGUCAACGGAGCAGAUAGAUAAGCAGAAGCUGCUGGAAAUCGCUCGCAAAAAUGCCAUCAGCAUGCUGAAGAAGGGUACACUGCCCGGUGCACAGAAUCUGGACGGUGAGUCGAAGGCAAAGCUGAUCUCAAAGAUGCACGCCAGCGGAAAGAGCAUCGAAGAGCUGACCGCAUUCUGCAAGAAGAUUUCUCACAAGGACAAUGCGAACGAUCUGUCCAGCGUGUCGUCUGAUGAGAGCGAUCAUGAUGCGGACGGAGCCAGCAAAGCUUUCCAUCAUCCAUUUCAGCUCAAAGAAGCGGCACCGAUUGUGAUGAACAUUCGCAACGCUACCGCGAUUCAGCCGAAAUCGGCCGAAGAGAAAAAAGCGCUCCUAAUGCAGUUUCCUGUAUCGUCGGGAGCACAACACCGCAGCACGGAAACGGAAUGGAUUCCUGUAGAGCCUAAAAAGACGGUGCCACCCACCAAACCUGCCUCGACCGUAGACACGGCGGGGGCAUCUGGUAGUGGCUCCAACUUUGGCAACAGACCCAAACCGAAACCUAUCCUACCACCGUCGUCAACGUUUGUGCCGCAGCAGAACGCUGUGCCGGACUUUUCCUUACCCCAACCCCUGCCCCCAUGUUUAGUUCCUGCUCCGUCUCCAGCAGCGGACACUCCCCUAAGGCAACCAAAUGUUGGACAAAUGCCUGCAGCACCGAUUGUCCCUUCUCCGUACCCUGCUAACGAUCCCGGUUUACCCUACCAAUCGUCGUACCAUCCACCGGUUAACCCGCAAAUGCCACUGUCCACGCACCCGACGCCUUCCCACGUACAACCGUUUAACAAUAUGGCGACACCGGAUGCAACGAUGAAUCUUCCCGUCGAUACCAGCAUACCCCCUCCAAACAUUAAUGCGAUGGUAGGUGCUUCGCAUCAAGAAGCACCACCACGACCACUUUUCCCACCUGGUCCGGUGGGACCCUCGCAUCCACACUCACAUGGAGGCCCCGGGCCCUCGCAUCCACACUCACAUGGAGGCCCCGGACCCUCGCAUCCACACUCACAUGGAGGCCCCGGACCCUCGCAUCCACACUCACAUGGAGGCCCCGGACCCUUGCAUCCACACUCACAUGGAGGCCCGGGACCAGACAACGUGUUUAACACCCAACCGGACGCACCGAUUAUCGAUGUGUCACAAAUCGUAAGCCAACGUUUGAACGCUAUGCGUCGACUGCAGGAAAACCCGUCCGAUUCCGACGCGAGACAGAUGCUGUACAACACACAGAAGGACAUGUCGACGUGGGCCUCAUCGAAGGCAAUGCCCGGACAGUUUAUGGGUUCCACCGGUGUCAAUUGUCUUAGCCAGCGGGAACUGGCGGAAGGCUAUCAGCCUUGGGCUACCCGUGACAUGAUGAAACACACAGCACCAGUCACCGGCGGGAUGGGAAUGCAUUUGCUACAGAAGAUGGGCUGGCAGCCGGGUGAGGGUUUGGGCAAGGAGAAGAACGGUUCGUUACAGCCCCUCCUGCUGGAUGUAAAGCUGGAUAAGCGAGGGCUCGGCGAAGGCGAAAAUAAACUGAGACCGCAUCAGCCGUAUCCCAUGCCACCGUUCCCACGCCGUGAUGGACGGUCUCGGUUUAUGAGCCUAAAGAUCAACACAGACGGUAAGCAUCCCGUUUCGAUAUUGUGCGAGUAUGCGACGAAACACAAAUGGAAUCCACCCAUGUACGAGCUGGUGCACGAAAGUGGCCCAGGACACGCGAAGAAUUUCAUCUUUAAAGUGCUCGUGAACGGACUCGAAUAUCAGCCAGCAAUCCCUAACAACACCAAAAGGGAAGCGAAGGCAACAGCGGCCAAGUUUUGUCUGCAGCAGCUGGGCGUGAUGAUUACUUAAAGCUAGGACUGCUUUUUGUAUUAGUACAGCGGUAAGGGCUAGAUGGUUGACUAGAGGAUGAACGUAGCUGCAAUAUAUAGCGCCAACGCGUUAGGUCAAAUCAGUAUCGAGAGAAGGGAUGGAAUUCAUCGUUAAAUUUUUUACGUCUUCGGUUUUACAUUUCACAACCUGAACUACUGCUGUGUGUAGGCUAAUAAUCAUUUGUUCAUAUCGCAAAGACAUUUCCAUUUCAUGGAACUAACUAGUGAAUGCAAUGUGUGGAGUAGGGGAAUGAACCACGAGCUAGUUGAGCGGUUAAUGCCUUGGCCACGUCUGUUCAACAAUAUUAUCUGUACACAACGUUUUGCGCCUCUCUAAAGUGUCGAAAUCGAAGUGAAAUAAAUGCCAAGUUUCACUGCAACAAACCGCA
Molecule: messenger RNA, 3477 nt
Organism: Anopheles stephensi (Asian malaria mosquito)
Lineage: Eukaryota; Metazoa; Arthropoda; Insecta; Diptera; Culicidae
Gene: Son
Product: protein SON
Exons: 2
Coding region: 123-3068 (981 amino acids)
Biological process (GO): regulation of mRNA splicing, via spliceosome; regulation of cell cycle
Molecular function (GO): RNA binding
Source: RefSeq, a predicted model, not a curated record